Magnolia sinica is the source of this 3170-nucleotide messenger RNA. RefSeq names its product pentatricopeptide repeat-containing protein At4g11690. Lineage: Eukaryota; Viridiplantae; Streptophyta; Magnoliopsida; Magnoliales; Magnoliaceae. The record is from RefSeq and is a predicted model, not a curated record. Bases 88 to 1794 code for a protein of 568 amino acids. The transcript has a single exon. Gene Ontology annotation, molecular function: protein binding.
GCUGGGUUUUAAAAAUACGGACCGUUGAAACCCCAUACUAUGAAAAGGAAGAAGUCCCACCAAAAGCCUCAGCAAUAACAAACAAACAUGUUCCAACCGCUUCAAAGCCUCACUCUCAUGCAAAAAAUGGUGAAAAUCCCACCGUCCAAAGCCCUCUCCCUCUUCAACUCCUCCACCGUCCAAGGCGUCCAACCCACCCACCAAUCCUCCUCCCUUAUCCUUCACCUUCUCAUCUCCUCGCGCAUGUUAGCACAGGCCCAAGCCCUCCUCCUGCAAUUACUCUCAGGUAACAUUCCCUCCUUAUCCUUCACCCCCUCCACUCUCCUUCACCACCUCUCCCACACCAACACAAAUCAAAAUUCCAAUUCUACCCUCCUCCUAUUAACCCUCAUCGUUGAUUCCCUGAUACAAUGCCAAUCGCCUUGCCCGGCCCUCUCCUUCUUCGAUCAGAUGAUCACCCGCGGCUUCCGUCCCAGAACAAACACCUUCAACAAUCUCAUCAAUCUACUUCUGAAAUCCAAUUCCUUCGAAAACGCUUUGCGGGUUUUCGACACGGCCAGGAAUCGGAUCGAAUUGGAUUCUUACAGCUUCGGUAUCAUGAUCAAUGGUUGUUGUCAGUUGGGUUAUUUGGAUAAGGCCUUUGAAUUGCUAUCUCAGAUUGGAGAGUGUGGUUUUACGCCGAAUGUCAUUGUAUACACUUCGCUGAUUGAUGGGUGUUGGAAGAAUGGUGAUUUCAGAGCGGCCAAACGGUUGUUUUCCGAGAUGGGGGAGUUGGGUUUGGUGGCAAAUGAAUUCACCUACACUGUGAUGAUUAAUGGGUGCUUCAGGGAAGGAUUGAGGAAGGAUGGAUUUGAGCUCUUCGAUGAGAUGAAGAUGAAAGGGGUCAUGCCUAACAUAUACACGUAUAAUUCAGUGAUCUAUGAGUAUUGUAAUGGUGGUGAUUUGAGUUCCGCCUUCAAACUGUUCGGAGAAAUGAGGGAGAAGGGUGUGGCGUGCAAUGUUGUGACUUAUAACACCGUAAUUGGCGGGUUAUGUCGGCAGAAGAGGCUUAUGGAGGCGGAGAGAUUGAUGGGUCGGAUGACGAGUGCUCAUUUGAGCCCGAAUACCAUCACGUUUAAUGUUCUUAUUGAUGGGUUUUGUAAGUUGGGGAAAUUGGCGGAGGCUUCGAGGAUGUUCGAUCGGAUGAAGGUAAGUGGUUGUUCACCAUCUUUGGUUACUUAUAAUGUUCUUAUUGAUGGAUUCUCUAGAGGUGGAGAUUUGGUGGGGGCCAGUAAUUUCUUUAGAGAAAUGAAGGAGAGGGAGAUUGCUCCGAGUAAUGUAACGUAUACGAUUCUCAUCAAUGCUUUGGUUAGAGAGAACGACAUGGAGAAGGCGUUUGAGAUGUACUCUUCCAUGGAGAAGGCUCGUUUGGUGGCAGACGUUUAUACGUAUGGUGUUCUGAUACAUGGGUUGUGUGUCAAUGGUAAUAUGAAGGAUGCAUGGAAGUUGUUCCGAUCGAUGAUUGAGAAGGGUUUGAACCCAAAUGAUGUGAUUUACAAUACGAUGAUUUUCGGGUAUUGCAGAGAAGGGAGUUCUUAUAGAGCUUUGAGGUUGGUUAAGGAAAUGGGUGAGAAUGGGAUGGUUCCUAAUGUUGCUAGCUACAGUCUAACAAUUGGGGUUCUUUGCAAGGAUGGGAAGUGGCAAGAUGCUGAGGUUUUGCUUGAUGAAAUGGUUGCGUCCGGGUUGCAUCCGUGCAAUUCGAUCUAUGGUAGAAUAUCUAAUGCCAAGGAGAAAGACACAUUGCAUUGCAGUUAAUGGUGUGAACCCAUGAAUUGAGUACACAGACGAAAUCUGCUGAAACCAGCUGCUUGGAGAGGAAUGAAUUCAAGUGAAAAAUGUUUGGUGGUAGUAGAGGCAGUGUGGCCCACUGGAAUGUUCUAUCAAUGCCUAUUGACUAUGCCUACAGCGCAUUUGUAGGUUGACCAUGGGUUACUCAAUCAGCUAGAAUUUGUGAGUGAGAAUUUUCCCAUUGUGCUGUAUUGGGGUCCAGAUUGGUCGUUGGCGGUUUCCCAAUUCCCCCAUUUGGAUGUUAACCCAAGUUGAAGAAUAUAGCUUCAAUCAUCUCAUGUUCAAUCUGUUCAAAUGCUGGAAGUUUAUUUAGUAACUAAAAUGAUGAAAUCGCUUGUAUUUCACCAGCAGAGAUGUCUGGCUUGCAACGGUUAAAUUCAAAUGGGCCUGAAUCAAGAGUAGUGAUGAUGGAUGUUGGAACCAUGCGAUGAUCUUAUAAAAUGAGUAGAGAAAUGCACUUCUCCUCCAUCAGUAGCCGAGAGCAGAAUCUUGGAAUUGUCUUCUGAUGAAUCUAGUUAAGAUUCUACAACAAAAUUACAAGAUUGUAUACGAGUGAGUAUCAAUUGGGGCUUGAAAACCUUCCUCUUGAACUUUGAAAUGAUAUGGGGUCCAGAGUCAUCUUCAUUCGAACAGACAGGCAUGCCAAGAACAAACUAACCAAUUCGAUCAUUACAUGAGCUCAAGAAGGCUACAAGAAUCCCCUGCUUAAAAGAUCAUAGUUGCCAAUCUGGGGUCUUUUUUCGUUUGUAUUCAGGCAGCUGCUGAAUUUUUUUCACGAUCUAUCUGGAGAGAUAUUCAAACUCUCAACGAGGCUGUUGGGGCAUGGUCCAUCCAUGAUGUUUGUCCCAACAAACAAUGGUGUGGAUUACUCAAGCAAGGUCCCCACUGGUACAAAAUAAAAACCAACUGACACUGGACAGCCAAAAUCAUUUAAUUCCUCUUCACAUAUAGCAAUUUUCCUUGGAUUGUCUGCUCUCCAAAGCGAAGAUUGAUCGCCAUCUUGUGCAGGAACUCAAGAGAGAACUCUCCAAAGGAGUGAGAGGUGACUGUAUUUUCUUCUACAGAUAGCGACCAUCCCCAGUUACUGCUGUAAUAUUCCAAUCACACUCCCAGUGGGUCCCACCACCGAAGCAUCAGGUAAAUUUCAAGUUUUCAACUAAGGACUUAUUUUUCCAGUGUGAUUUGAAUAUUUCAUACUAUAAAUGUAGAUUAUAGCUGCUCAAAUGUGUGCCUUUUGGGGGUCUUAAUUCUUUUCUUUGUAGUUCCAUUGGUGAGCUAAGGGCUCGUUUGGAUGCUCAGAAAACUCACUCAAAAGAAAUUGAUUUCCGAUUUCAGAUUUUGAA